Messenger RNA from Pogoniulus pusillus (Red-fronted tinkerbird), 9022 nucleotides. RefSeq lists its product as uncharacterized. Gene Ontology annotation, biological process: regulation of gene expression. The coding region runs from base 151 to 8025 and encodes 2624 amino acids. NCBI's taxonomy places the organism in Eukaryota, Metazoa, Chordata, Aves, Piciformes, Lybiidae. The record is from RefSeq and is a predicted model, not a curated record. The transcript has 3 exons. Gene Ontology annotation, cellular component: nucleus.
GGAGCUAUCGCGACAUUGUCGUGCGUGGCGCCGAGAACUCGGUCUUGGAGCUUCCGGGCUCCAUUGCUGGGCGGCUGCAGUCUGCUGCCGUCCCGGUCCGGCCGCGGGCACUGGGGUCCCGGGGCUGGCUGGGGAUUGAUACACCGCAGCAUGGAGCCUAAGAAGGAGCUGGCCCAGAACAGCCCCGAGACAGAAGUGCAGCAAGAAGAUAAGAAGGAGGAGCAAGCAGAAAAGAAGGUGAAGGAGGAGAAGCAGGAGAAGGAUCAGGAGGAAGAGGCGGAGGAAGGGAAAGAGCAGCAGGAGGAAGGUGAAGGUAAAGCUGUCGAGGGCCCCUGUGUGCCAGGCGAGCAUUGCCCCGAGUGCGGGCAGAGCCUCCCGCCCGGCUGGCAGCCGGGGAAGCAGCAGUGCCCCCAGCCUGGCACCCAGCGCUUCAUCUGCAGCCACUGCGGCCAGAGCCGCUCCGGCCUCCUCCAGCGGCAGCAGGGAGGCACCCAGCCGGGUCCUAAGCUGCUGUUGGAGUGCGGCGAGUUCGGCAAGAGCUUUGCCAGCAGCUCUAGUCCCAGGCAGCACCACCAAAUCCAUGCUGGGAAGAAGCAGUUCCCCUGCGUUGAGUGUGGCAAAAGCUUUUCCCAAAGUACUCAUCUCCUUGACCACUGGAACAUUCACACCGGGGAGAGGCCUUACAGCUGCAGUGUUUGUGGGAAAAGCUUUGCCGGCAGGACUGUUCUCAGGCGUCACAGCCAAAUCCAUGCUGAGAGGAAGCAGUUCCCCUGUGGUGACUGUGGCAAGAGCUUCACCAACAGCUCUGAUCUCCUUGAGCACUGGAAUGUUCACCUGGGGGAGAAGCCAUACAGCUGCAGUGUUUGUGGCAAAAGCUUUGCCAGCAGGUCUGGUCUCAGGCAGCACCGCCAAAUCCAUGCUGGGAAGCAGCAGUUCCUCUGUGUUGACUGUGGCAAGAGCUUCACCAGAAGCACUACUCUCCGAAUUCAUCGUCGAAUCCACACCGGGGAGAACCCAUACAGCUGUGGUGACUGUGGCAAGAGCUUUAUCAGCAGUUCUGCUCUUAGAUGUCACCAUCACAUCCACACUGGGAAGAAGCCCUACAGCUGCAGUGACUGUGGCAAGAGUUUCACCUACAGUUCUACUCUCAAAAUUCACCAUCGCAUCCACACCGGGGAGAAGCCCUACAGCUGUGGUGACUGUGGCAAGAGCUUCAUCAGCAGUUCUGCUCUCAACAUCCACCGUCGCAUCCACACUGGGAAGAAGCCCUACAGCUGCAGUGACUGUGGCAAGAGCUUCACCAGCAGUUCUGCUCUCAACUACCACCGUCGCAUCCACAACAGGGAGAAGCUGUGUACAUGCUGUGAAUGCAGCAAGAUCUUUAUCAGCAGCUCUGCUCUCUGCUGUCACCGUCGCAUCCACACCAGGGAGAAGGUGUACAGCUGCCAUGACUGUGGCAAGAGCUUUAGCAGUAGCUCUACUCUUAGCCGUCACCGUCGCACCCACACCGGGGAGAAGCCCUACAUCUGUGGUGACUGUGGCAAGAGCUUCACCAGCAGCUCUGUUCUCAACCGUCACCGUCGCAUGCACACCGGGGAGACGCCGUACAGAUGCGGUGACUGCGGCAAGAGCUUUACCCGCAGCUCUGCUCUCAGCUGUCACCAACAGAUCCAUACUGAGAAGAAGUCAUACAGCUGCAGUGACUGCAGCAAGAGCUUCACCAGGAGCUCUGCUCUCAGCUGUCACCGUCGCAUCCACACUGGGGAGAAGCCAUACAGCUGUGAUGACUGUGGCAAGAGCUUUACCAGUAGCUAUUCUCUCAGCUGUCACCGUCGCAUCCACACAGGGGAGAAGCCCUACAGCUGUGGUGACUGCGGCAGGAGCUUUACCAGCAGUUCUGCUCUCAGCUACCAUCGGCACAUCCACAACAGGGAGAAGCUGUAUGAGUGUAGUGAAUGCAGCAAGACUUUCACCACCAGCUCUGCUCUCAGCCGUCACUGUCGCAUCCACAGCAGGGAGAAGCCGUACAGCUGUGAUGACUGUGGCAAGAGCUUUAUCAGUAGCUAUUCUCUCAGCUGUCACCGUCGCAUCCACACAGGGGAGAGGCCCUACAGCUGUGGUGACUGCGGCAGGAGCUUUACCAGCAGCUCUGCUCUCAGGUACCACUGUCGCGUACACCGGGGGGAGAAGCUGUAUGAGUGUAGUGAAUGCAGCAAGACCUUUACCACCAGCUCUGCCCUCAGGCAUCACCGUCGCAUCCACACUGGGGAGAAGCCAUACAGCUGUGAUGACUGUAACAAGAGCUUUACCAGCAGUUCUGCUCUCAGCCGUCACUGUCGCAUCCACAACAGGGAGAAGCUGUAUGAGUGUAGUGAAUGCAGCAAGACCUUCACCACCAGCUCUGCUCUCAGGCAUCACCAUCGCAUCCACACUGGGGAGAAGCCCUACAGCUGUGGUGACUGCGGCAGGAGCUUUACCAGCAGUUCUGCUCUCAGCUACCACCGGCGCACCCACAACAGGGAGAAGCUGUAUGAGUGUAGUGAAUGCAGCAAGACCUUUACCACCAGCUCUGCCCUCAGGCAUCACCAUCGCAUCCACACUGGGGAGAAGCCAUACAGCUGUGAUGACUGUAACAAGAGCUUUACCAGCAGUUCUGCUCUCAGCUACCACCGGCGCACCCACAACAGGGAGAAGCUGUAUGAGUGUAGUGAAUGCAGCAAGACCUUCACCACCAGCUCUGCUCUCAGGUACCACCGUCGCAUCCACAGCGGGGAGAAGCCGUACAGCUGUGGGGACUGUGGCAAGAGCUUUACCAGUAGCUCUACUCUCAGCUGUCACCGUCGCAUCCACACCGGGGAGAAGCCGUACAGCUGCGGUGACUGCGGCAAGAGCUUUCUCCACAGUUAUGCUCUCCGUUGUCACCGUCGCAUCCACACGGGGGAGAAGCCCUACACCUGCAGUGAAUGCGGCAAGAGCUUUUCCUGGAGACCUAAUCUGACCUGUCACCAACGCAGCCACAACAGGGAGAAGCCAUACAAAUGUGGCAACUGUGGCAAGAGCUUUACCAGCAGCUCUGCUCUGAGCUAUCACUUCCUCACCCACAGCGGGGAGAAGCUGUACAGCUGUGUCUGCGGCGUGAGCUUCCAGCAGGACAGAGAUCUGAGCAAGCACCUGCACAGCUGCAGGUACCAGAAGACGAACAAUGACAGCAAAGCUUCCAAGGGUCCCCUCUCUGAGUGCCACCAGGAGGAGCAGCAGGAAGAGGCAGAGAAUGAGCAGCAGGGUGAAGGUGAGACCCCUAUCAUGGAUCCUCAGAUUGAGCUGAGCCAGAGGCACCCUGAGACUGUAGUGAAGCAGGAAGAGGAGGAGGAGGAGAAAAAAGAGACAGUGGAGAAGGAGCAGGCAGAAAAGGAGGUGAAGGAGGAGAAGCAGGAGGAUGAUCAGGAAGGAUGGGGAAGGCCCCCGAAGAGCCCCAAGCUGCAGUUGGGCUACAAUGAAUGUGGCGAGAGCUUUGCCGGCAGCCCUGAUCUCCUUGAGCACUGCAAGGUCCACACCAGGAAGAAGCAGUUCGGCAGCGGUGUCCGUGGCAAGAACAUUGCCUACAGUAGCAGUCUAAACUAUCACCUGGCCCUGCACACUGGGGAGAAGCCAUACAGCUGUGGUGGCUGCAGCAAGAGCUUCACCCACAGAUUUUCUCUCACCAAGCACUGCAUUGUCCACAAGACAGAUGGCAUCGGUGCCACCAUUAACUCCAGUGCCGCCAGCAACCGCAGUGCCACCGGUAACGCCCGUGGCAGCAGCUGCCGCAGCGCCGUCGAUCCCCGUUACAACGGAGAGCUCCGAAAAGAGCCUUUGGUUACGGAAGCAGCGGGGGCCCGGAGCGGAGGGAGCUGGGCGGGGAUCGGAACUAUCGCGACAGUGUCGUGCGUGGCGCCGAGAACUCGGUCUUGGAGCUUCCGGGCUCCAUUGUUGGGCGGCUGCAGUCUGCUGCCGUCCCGGUCCGGCCGCGGGCACUGGGGUCCCGGGGCUGGCUGGGGAUUGAUACACCGCAGCAUGGAGCCUAAGAAGGAGCUGGCUCAGAACAGCCCCGAGACAGAAGUGCAGCAAGAAGAGAAGGAGGAGCAGGCAGAAAAGAAGGUGAAGGAGGAGAAGCAGGAGGAGGAUCAGGAGGAAGAGGCGGAGGAAGAGAAAGAGCAGCAGGAGGAAUGUGAAGGUGAAGCUGCCGCGGACCCCUGUGUGCCAGGCGAGCAUUGCCCCGAGUGCGGGCAGAGCCUCCCGCCCGGCUGGCAGCCGGGGAAGCAGCAGUGCCCCCAGCCUGGCACCCAGCGCUUCAUCUGCACCCACUGCGGCCAGAGCCGCUCCGGCCUCCUCCAGCGGCAGCAGGGAGGCACCCAGCCGGGUCCUAAGCUGCUGUUGGAGUGCGGCGAGUUCGGCAAGAGCUUUGCCAGCAGCUCUAGUCCCAGGCAGCACCACCAAAUCCAUGCUGGGAAGAAGCAGUUCCCCUGCGUUGAGUGUGGCAAAAGCUUUUCCAAAAGUUCUGAUCUCCUUGACCACUGGAACAUUCACACCGGGGAGAAGCCUUACAGCUGCAGUGUUUGUGGCAAGAGCUUUGCCGGCAGGACUGUUCUCAGGCGUCACAGCCAAAUCCAUGCUGAGAGGAAGCAGUUCCCCUGUGGUGACUGUGGCAAGAGCUUCACCAACAGCUCUGAUCUCCUUGAGCACUGGAAUGUUCACCUGGGGGAGAAGCCGUACAGCUGCAGUGUUUGUGGCAAAAGCUUUGCCAGCAGGUCUGGUCUCAGGCAGCACCGCCAAAUCCAUGCUGGGAAGAAGCAGUUCCCCUGUGUUGACUGUGGCAAGAGCUUCACCUGCGGCUCUGAUCUCAGAAUUCACCGUCGCAUCCACACCGGGCAAAAGCCGUACAGGUGUGGUGUCUGUGGCAAGAGCUUUGCCUUCCGUUCCUAUCUUAGCCAGCACCGCCAAAUCCAUGCUGGGAAGAAGUUCCCCUGUCGAGACUGCGGCAAGAGCUUCACCAACAGCACUGCGCUAAUCCAUCACUGGCACAUCCAUACUGGGGAGAAGCCCUACAGCUGCGGUGACUGUGGCAAGAGCUUCACCAGAAGCACUACUCUCAGAAAUCAUCGUCGAAUCCACACUGGGGAGAACCCAUACAGCUGUGGUGAAUGUGGCAAGAUCUUUACCAGCAGCUCUGCUCUCAGAAUUCAUCAUCGCAUCCACACCGGGGAGAAGCCCUACAGCUGUGGUGACUGUGGCAAGAUCUUUACCAGCAGCUCUGCUCUCAGAAUUCAUCAUCGCAUCCACACUGGGAAGAAGCCCUACAGCUGCAGUGACUGUGGCAAGAGUUUCACCUACAGCUCUAAUCUCAGAAUUCACCGUCGCAUCCACACCGGGGAGAAGCCCUACAGCUGUGGUGAGUGUGGCAACAGCUUUAGCAGCAGCUCUGCUCUGAGAUGUCAUCGUCACAUCCACACUGGGGAGAAGCCCUAUAGCUGUGGUGACUGUGGCAAAAGCUUUACCAGCAGUUCUGCUCUUAGAUGUCAUCGUCGCAUCCACACUGGGAAGAAGCCCUACAGCUGCAGUGACUGUGGCAAGAGUUUCACCUACAGCUCUACUCUCAGAAUCCACCAUCGCAUCCACACCGGGGAGAAGCCCUACAGCUGUGGUGACUGUGGCAAGAGCUUCACCAGCAGUUCUGCUCUCAACUACCACCGUCGCAUCCACAACAGGGAUAAGCUGUAUACAUGCUGUGAAUGCAGCAAGAUCUUUAUCAGCAGCUCUGCUCUCUGCUGUCACCGUCGCAUCCACACCAGGGAGAAGGUGUACAGCUGCCAUGACUGUGGCAAGAGCUUUAGCAGUAGCUCUACUCUUAGCCGUCACCGUCGCACCCACACCGGGGAGAAGCCCUACAUCUGUGGUGACUGUGGCAAGAGCUUCACCAGCAGCUCUGUUCUCAACCGUCACCGUCGCAUGCACACCGGGGAGACGCCGUACAGAUGCGGUGACUGCGGCAAGAGUUUUACCAGCAGAUCUGCCCUGAGCUGUCACUGCCUCAUCCACACCGAUCAGAAGCCAUACAGCUGUGCUGACUGUGGCAAGAGCUUUACCAGUAGCUAUAAUCUCAGCCGUCACUGUCGCAUUCACACUGGGGAGAAGCCGUACAGCUGUGGUGACUGUGGCAAGAGCUUUACCAGCAGCUCUGCUCUCAGCUGUCACCAUCGCAUCCACACUGAGAAGAAGCCAUACAUUUGCAGUGACUGCGGCAAGAGCUUUACCAGGAGCUAUUCUCUCAGCUGUCACCGUCGCAUCCACACAGGAGAGAAGCCCUACAGCUGUGGUGACUGCGGCAGGAGCUUUACCAGCAGUUCUGCUCUCAGGUACCACUGUCGUAUACACCAGGGGGAGAAGCUGUAUGACUGCUGUGAGUGCAGUAAGACCUUUACCAGCAGCUCUGCCCUCAGCCGUCACCGUCGCAUCCACAGCGGGGAGAAGCCGUACAGCUGUGAUGACUGUGGCAAGAGCUUUACCAGCAGUUCUGCUCUCAGCUACCACCGGCGCAUCCACAACAGGGAGAAGCUGUAUGAGUGUAGUGAAUGCACCAAGACCUUCACCACCAGCUCUGCUCUCAGCCAUCACUGUCGCAUCCACAGGGAGGAGAAGCCGCACAUCUGUGGGGACUGUGGCAAGAGCUUUACCAGUAGCUCUACUCUCAGCCAUCACCGUCGCAUCCACACCGGGGAGAAGCCGUACAGCUGCGGUGACUGCGGCAAGAGCUUUCUCCACAGUUAUGCUCUCCGUUGUCACCGUCGCAUCCACACCGGGGAGAAGCCCUACACCUGCAGUGAAUGCGGCAAGAGCUUUUCCAGGAGACCUAAUCUGACCUGUCACCAACGCAGCCACAACAGGGAGAAGCCAUACAAAUGUGGCAACUGUGGCAAGAGCUUUACCAGCAGCUCUGCUCUGAGCUAUCACUUCCUCAUCCACACUGGGGAGAAGCCAUACAGCUGUGAUGACUGCGGCAAGAGCUUCACCAGGAGCUCUACUCUCAGCCAUCACCGUCGCAUGCACUCUGGGGAGAAGCCGUACAGCUGUGGUGAUUGCAGCAUGAGCUUUCUCCACAGAUAUGAACUCACGCAUCACCAUCGCCUUGUCCACACUGGGGAGAAUCUAUACAGCUGUGGUGACUGUGGCAAGAGCUUCACCUGGAGCUCGGCUCUCAACCUUCACCGUCGCAUCCACACUGGGGAGAAGCCGUACAGAUGUGGUGACUGUGGAAAGAGCUUUGCCAGCAGCUCUGCUCUCAACCUUCACCGUCGCAUCCACACCGGGGAGAAGCCAUACAGCUGCAAUGACUGCGGCAAGAGCUUUCUCCACAGGUAUGCCCUCACUUAUCACCGCCGCAUCCACACCGGGGAGAAGCCAUACAGCUGCGGUGACUGCGGCAAGAGCUUUCUCCACAGGUAUGCCCUCACUUAUCACCGUCGCAUCCAUACCGGGGAGAAGCCAUACAUCUGUGGAGACUGUGGCAAGAGCUUUUCCAGGAGAUCUAGUCUGAACUGUCACCAACGCAGCCACAACAGGGAGAAGCCAUACAGCUGUGGUGACUGUGGCAAUAGCUUUACCAGUAGCUCUGCUCUGAGCUAUCACUGCCUCACCCACAGCAGGGAGAAGCUGUACAGCUGUGUCUGUGGUGUGAGCUUCCAGCAGGACAGAGAUCUGAGCAAGCACCUGCGCAGCUGCAGGUACCAGAAGACAAACAGUGAGAGCAAAGCUUCCAAGGGUCCCCUCUCUGAGUGCCGCCAGGAGGAGCAGCAGGAAGAGGCAGAGAAUGAGCAGCAGGGUGAAGGUGAGACCCCCAGCAUGGAGCCUCAGAUUGAGCCGAGCCAGAGGCACCCUGAGACUGCAGUGAAGCAGGAAGAGGAGGAGGAGGAGAAAAAAGAGACAGUGGAGAAGGAGCAGGCAGAAAAGGCGGUGAAGGAGGAGAAGCAGGAGGAGAAUCAGGAGGAAUAACCAGAGGAAGAGAAAGAACAGCAGGAGGAAGGUGAAGGUAAAGCUGUCAUGGACCCCUCUGUGCCAGCUGAGCAGUGCCCUGAGUGCAGGCAGAGCUUCCUGCCUGUCUGGCAGCUGUAAAAGCAGCUCUGCCCCCAGCCUGGCACCCAGGGCUUCAUCUGCACCCACUGUGGCCAGCAGUACUUUGACAUCCUUUGUCAGCAGGGGGAAGGCACCCAGAAGGGCCCCAAGCCUCAGUUGGGCUGCAAUGAAUGUGGUGAGAGCUUUGCCGGCAGCCCUGAUCUCCUUGAGCACUGCAAGGUCCACACCAGGAAGAAGCAGUUUGGCUGCGGUGUCCGUGGCAAGAACAUUGCCUACAGUAGCAGUCUAAACUAUCGCCUGGCCCUGCACACUGGGGAGAAGCCAUGCAGCUCUGGUGGCUGCAGCAAGAGCUUCACCCACAGAUUUUCUCUCACCAAGCACUGCAUUGUCCACAAGACAGAGUAGCCUUUCGGCAGCGGUGACUGUGGCAAGAACAUUGCCUACAGUAGCAGUCUGAACUAUCACUUGGCCCUGCACACUGGGGAGAAGCCAUACAGCUGUGGUGGCUGCAGCAAGAGCUUCACCCACAGAUUUUCUCUCACCAAGCACUGCAUUGUCCACAAGACAGAGUAGCCUUUCAGCAGCGGUGACUGUGGCAAGAGCUUUGCCACCAGAUCCUCUCUCUCUGGCAUCACUGUGCCAUCCCCACUGGGGAGAAACUGUACAGCUGCUGUGACUGUGGCAAGAGCUUCUGGUACAAGUGCAACCUGACCAAGCACCUGCAGAGACUCAGCUGGUUCCCAAGGUGGUGUCCAUAAGCCCUGUUAGAUGAUGUCACCAUCACCAAACCUCAGCAACACCAGCACCAGCUUGGUACACUCAGGGAUAAAGCUACUGCCCAUGUGGCUGCAAGUCAGGGAUUCCAUGGAAACUGUGCCUGCAGCAGGGAACUAUCCCAAUAAAAGACUUCCCAAGG